AUGAACAUACCCGUUCCAGAAAUUUUGAAUUUGCCAUACAGCAUUGAAGUCCCAUAUUUCUUUUUAGGUGAUCAGGCGUUUGCUAUGAAAGAAUAUUGCCUCAGAACAUAUGGAGGAAUGCAUCCCGCAGAGUCGAUGGAGCGGAAUUUUAACUAUCGACAUUCAAGAGCGCGUCGUACUGUAGAGAGCGCUUUUGGAAUUUUGGCGAAAGUGUUCCGGGUUUUAGCUAAGCCCAUAGAUCUAGAACCAGAUAUUGCUGAAAAAGUUGUUCUUGCAGUUGUAACGUUGCACAAUUUUCGACGACGGCACACUUUGUAUAAUUAUUCCACCAAAUUUCUCCCUCCCACUACAGACACGCCAUCUACAUCAAUGGAAUUCGAACAAUUCAAUGAAGCAUCACCCCCUUCAAUGUUACCUUUCCCAGUAGUUGCAUUACGACCAGCAAGAGCAUUACAAAAUAUGCGAAACCAUUUGGCACGGCAUUUUUUGUUGAAUGAUCCUUAA
This is a messenger RNA of Anopheles marshallii, 504 nucleotides long. RefSeq lists its product as uncharacterized. The transcript has a single exon. Lineage: Eukaryota; Metazoa; Arthropoda; Insecta; Diptera; Culicidae. The record is from RefSeq and is a predicted model, not a curated record. The coding region runs from base 1 to 504 and encodes 167 amino acids.